AUGUCGAGCGCGAAUCAGCUCCUCCUACUAGCCGACCACAUCAAGCUUUCGCUGCUCGAACGGCAACGGGCGCAGAGCCUCAACCUCGACGCAGAAGCCAACGACGGCCACAUUGCCCGGUCGCUUGAACAAUUCAAAGAUGGACUAGAAGCGCUGGAGCAGAAGCAGGCGCAGCUAGAGGCGGAGGGCGAUGAGGAUGGAGCCCUCACGAUAGGCGACCACCUGCCGGAUCUGCAGAAGCAAUACAAGGACCUCCAGUCGCAAUUCCACGGCUUCUCGUCGCCGGCCACCGACUCGACGCUCACGCACCCCAACGACCCGGCCCUGGCCGCCGACUUUGCCCACGCCACCACCUCGCCCAAGGACAUGGCCGCCAGCGGCUCGUCGCUCCGGCCCCAGGGCGUCCAGCGCGGCGCCUCCUCCAAGACGGUCCGCUUCUCCGACAACCCGUCCUCAAGCGACGGGCGCGAUCCGGACGUCGAGGCGCAGCUGUUUGGCUCGCGGUACACGGAUAACCCCAACGGCGACGCGGCCGGCUACCGCGAUGAGAUUGACUCGCAAAACAUGGACAACCAGCAGAUCCACGCGUACCAUCAGCAGAUUAUGGACCAGCAGGACGCCCAGCUCGAUGCUCUGGGCGUGUCCAUUUCUCGACAGCGGGAGCUCAGCAUGCAGAUUGGCGACGAGCUCGACGAGCAGGUCGCAAUGUUGGACGAGGUUGACGUCGUAGUUGACCGGCAUCAAGGGCGGAUGGAUCGAGCUCGGCGGCGGGUCGACAAGAUUUCCAGGACGGCCAGUGAUAAUAAGCAAAUGGUUGCCAUCAUUGUUCUGAUUAUCAUUCUGAUUCUUCUGAUUGCUCUAUUGAAAUAG
Pestalotiopsis fici W106-1 is the source of this 870-nucleotide messenger RNA. RefSeq lists its product as uncharacterized. The record is from RefSeq and is a predicted model, not a curated record. Lineage: Eukaryota; Fungi; Ascomycota; Sordariomycetes; Amphisphaeriales; Sporocadaceae. The transcript has a single exon. Bases 1 to 870 code for a protein of 289 amino acids.